Molecule: messenger RNA, 2254 nt
Organism: Helianthus annuus (common sunflower)
Lineage: Eukaryota; Viridiplantae; Streptophyta; Magnoliopsida; Asterales; Asteraceae
Product: mitochondrial substrate carrier family protein Y
Exons: 9
Coding region: 240-2027 (595 amino acids)
Cellular component (GO): mitochondrial inner membrane
Molecular function (GO): S-adenosyl-L-methionine transmembrane transporter activity
Source: RefSeq, a predicted model, not a curated record
AAAAAAAAAAAAAAAGUCCAUGAAUGGAUGUAAGAAUUGGUGAUGUGGUCUAGAAUCUAGUUAUGUUAUCGUCUAGAUUUCAUCACAUAUAAAACCUCCACUAAACCCUCAUCUCCUUCAAUUCUUACAUUUUCCCUGAAUAUGAUUGUAACAACACUAAACCCUAAGCUCCGAUCUUCAUCUCAAUCGACCAACCCUUUCAGUUGUGUUUCUUGAAUUGUUCUGCACUUUUUUCGCUAAUGAGUGGGGGAGCUCGGUCUCGUACGAACAGUAAACCAUCCAUCAAUUAUAAAUAUAACCCUCAUGGAGGAGCUAGUUUUGACGUUGUGGAUGUUACGCGCGAAGAUUACGCUCCCAGUUCCCAUAACAACUCAAAAAACCCUGCCAAUCAAGCUGAAGCCAGAUCGUCUGUACUAAGCACUGCUUAUGUCAUAUCGGGAGUCGGCCAGUUAUGGAAUUUUGCAACCUCAACAAUUCCCGUACGCCAUAGGACGACAUCAGCACAAAACACUGCAAUCCUUCAGAAAGAAAAUGCGUUAAAUACGUUAUACUUUCCAGCUGAAGAAGGAAAUAUAGUUGCAUCAAUUUCUUCCGAGGGUCAUAAUGUCUCGGUUAACUUAAAAGCCGAUAGCGACGUUUCACCGAAUGUGCAAAAAGACUUGGAUUUUAUACAUGUAGAGAAAAAACUUAGUUGUUUCAGUGAGUCUCGCGUUUAUAAUUAUCUUUUGAGAUGCAUGCAUACUGAUUCUGGUAAGACGAUUCUAUCAUCUGGUGAAAAACGGGUCUCUAGUGUACUGAUAUCAGAUGGAUUGCAAGAUAUAUAUGGAUGGAUGAACACAGUACAGAUUUCGAGACCGACAUACGACGCUGGAGAAACAAAUAAUCUUGAAAGAAGUGAUCCAGAUGAAACUACUACUUCUGAUAAUGGUAUGACCUCAAAAAACGAUGUCUGUUACGAUCGAUUAGCUGAAAAUAAGGAAUCUUUAUCUAAUGAAAAUAUGAAAAGUAUUACCGAAAUAAACACCGAGUCCUGGCAUGAGAAAGAGGAUGCCUUACUUGAGACAAAAGAGGGUCAAAGAAGUCAAUUUCCAAACGAGGAAAGUUCUGUUGUGCAUGUUUUUACUUCAUCAUCGAAUAAACCACAGUAUGGACUUGCAAAGCAAGAGCAUGCUUUCGCUGGAGCUUUUGCGGGUACGUUCGUUAGCCUGUGUUUGCACCCGAUGGAUACAGUUAAGACUGUCGUGCAGUCUUGCCAUACUGACCAAAGAUCUAUACCUUAUAUCAGCAAAUCGAUUAUAUCCGAAAGAGGCUUAUCAGGACUUUACCGUGGAAUCGCAAGCAAUAUCGCUUCAUCAGCACCUAUUUCUGCAAUUUAUACUUUCAGUUAUGAAUCGGUAAAGGCGGCUUUGCUUCCUCUUUUUGCUAAGGAAUAUCAUUCAUUGGCUCAUUGUAUCGCUGGAGGUUGUGCAAGUGUUGCUACUUCUUUUGUUUUUACUCCAAGUGAACGAAUAAAGCAGCAGAUGCAAGUUGGUUCACACUAUCGCAGCUGUUGGAAUGCGUUUUUAGGAAUUGUCGGGAAAGGAGGCUUUUUAUCGUUGUACAAUGGAUGGGGAGCCGUGCUCUGUAGAAAUGUUCCUCAUUCUAUCAUUAAGUUUUAUACAUACGAGGGUUUAAAGAGUGUAUUACUCACUUCAAAUGACGUGCACGGUCAGUCAACUACAAUAUCAACGCUAUUAUGCGGAGGAUUAGCUGGAUCUACUGCUGCCUUAUUUACAACCCCUUUUGAUGUCGUGAAGACGAGAUUACAGACACAGAUACCUGGAUCUGCAAGCCGCUAUAAUGGUGUAUACAACACUCUUAGAGACAUAGCCCAACAUGAAGGCCUGCAGGGUCUAUAUAGGGGGUUGACUCCAAGAUUGUUCAUGUACAUGACGCAAGGAGCACUGUUUUUUGCAUCUUACGAGUCGUUUAAAAGAUUACUUUCUUUGGAAGCUACUCAACUGGAAUCUGCAUCGAAGUGUUCGUGAUUCAACAUUUAAGUGAUUUUGGGGACCAACCGGUUACUGUUUUUUGAUUCUUUUAGGUGUCAUAGAUGUAAGAUAUGAGAAAUUCAUUGAGUGCAUAGUUCUUAUAUAGAGAGGGAUACUUUAAGAUAUGCUGAAAUGAGGAUCAAAGGGGAAACAGAAACACUUCUUUUUUGUAAAAAUAUUGUUUUGCUGAAAUGAGCAUUUGCUGCCAAUUCUUUUAUUUGUCA